Messenger RNA from Clonostachys rhizophaga, 5388 nucleotides. NCBI's taxonomy places the organism in Eukaryota, Fungi, Ascomycota, Sordariomycetes, Hypocreales, Bionectriaceae. The record is from the annotation of a GenBank genome assembly.
AUGCGCUCCAAAUCCUCGAUCGGGGCCUUUGUUGCCGCCAGUUUCUUGGGUCAAUCCUUUGCCCAAGCUCCCGAAUAUGGAGACAGUGGUGGCAGUCCCGCCCAGGGCUCAGAGCUUAAUACAUACGGUGGCUCAUCAGCUACUUCAACAUGUGGCGCUGAGAAAACUACCACUGUUUUCGUCACAGUUCCUACUGGUUCUGGAAACCCUUCAGAGAGCCAGAGCGGUGAUCAAAACCCUGAUCAUUCAGAGCACACCGUGACGCGAAUUCUUCAAUCUACUGUAUUCGUAUCUGAUGGAAUCCCUCAUUCAAGUUCUGGUCCCUUUCUCUCUGCCGGUCCCCCUUCUCAAUCUACCCUCUCAUCUGCACCCAGCAUAAGCGGCUCUGGUAUCAAACCCUUCACUACUAUUACCAUUGACAUCUGGGGCACCGGGUCUGAUCCUGCGCAUGGCUCUAAUACGCCUGGCACCGGGUCUGCCACUGAUUUUCAACCCACUGCUUCCACACAAGGGGACUCCGUUACUUCUACUUCUCCUGGGUCGACAUCACAAACUGAUUCUGUCACCAACCCCUGGUCCACGGUAACUGUCGUUGGUAGCGGAGCUACUCACCGGACUUCACUCUCUACACAAGAUAGUGAAGGCGUUUCGACUCUCUCAAACACAGAUGCAGCACAGACUUCUGUCCCCACAGCCUAUGACAGUUCUUAUACUGGAACUGAGAAUCCUGCACCCACCGUGGUUACUGAUACAGACGUGUAUUGGACAAUUGGUGCAGAUGGACCGACCCAGGUUACCGUACUCUCCUCAUACACUCUCACUACGGAUGAACCUUCCAUCUCAGCACCAGAGGCCUCCACAACCGGUGAUGCUCUACCAGGAGGAGGGGUCACUGUCACUGGCGCUGACGGAAAGCCUACUGUGAUAAUUAAUGCGAGCACCAUUUCUGAAGGUGAUGGCCCUGAACCAACAGCCACUGAGAGCUCCAUUCCGCUACCGGAUAACACUCUCCCUGGAGCAAAGACCACCGUCACUGGUGCUGAUGGAAAGCCUACUGUGAUCAUCAAUGUCAGCGCCAUUUCUGAAGGCAACGGCCCAGAGCCAACGGCCGCCGAAAGCUCCCUUCCGCUACCUGGUAACACUCUCCCUGGAGGAAAGAUCACCGUCACUGGUUCCGAUGGAAAGCCUACAGUGAUCAUCAAUGGAGGCGACACCUCUGGAGCUGGCCCAACACAAACAGCCGCCCAACCCUCUUCUAUCCUUGACAACAACCUUCCAGGAGGAAGAAUCACUGUAACUGGUGCUGACGGAAAGCCUACUGUCAUCAUCAAUGGAGGCGAUUCUGGAGCUGUGGGCCCAACACCAACAGCCACUCAACCCUCUGACAACAACCUCCCAGGAGGAAGGAUCACUGUAACUGGUGCUGAUGGAGAGCCUACCGUGAUCAUCAAUGGAGGUGGCAUCUCUGGUGGUGUUGAACCAGAACCUACACCCGCCCAAACUUUAACGGUGCCUGGAAAUGCUCUACCAGGAGGAAGGGCCACUAUCACUGGCACCGAUGGUAACCCCACGGUCAUCAUCAAUGGAGGUAGCAUCUCUGGGGAUGGCGCUGCAACCCAAACAGCCCCGCAGAGCUCGAUCUUGACCCCAGGUAACAAUCUCCCAGGCGGAAGAGUCACCAUCACUGGAACCGAUGGGAAGCCUACUGUAGUGAUCGAUGCAGGCCACAUCUCUGGAGGAGAUGGAACUCCGCCAACAGCCUCACAAAGCGCUCCAACAAUUCCUUCAUCUCAAGUUUAUGGCUCUGGUGACUCUGGAUACUCUUACCCAUUCCCAGGAGGUCCCUCCUCGGCUGUGAUCACCGGAAGCAUCCCCAAAACCACGUUCACUGUCAUCGGAACAGAUGGUCUGCCUACCGUUGUUGAAGCCACUUUCGCAACCCCAGGUAAUGCCCCGUCAACUGGUAUCUUGCCCUUCCCUACCAAUCCUCCUUUACCUGGUUCAGCCUCUGGAAUUAGUGGUGGGAUCCCCACCUAUUCCCCUUCCUCAGCCAUUGGCAAUGGAGACAUCCCUCAGACUACAUUCACUGUCAUCGGCACAGAUGGCCUUCCUACCAUCGUCACAUCACCUUUUGAUGUUCCAGGAACAGGCUCUUUGCCUUACCCAACUAAUGCCCCCAUUCCCGGGUGGCCAGCAUCUGGGUUUCCUGGGUGGCCUUCUGCAAAUCUGCCUCCCGCUGGUCCUCAAAGUGGAAUCACAACACAGUUCACCUUUACCUACAUUGGCGGAAAUGGGCUGCCGACUCAGGUCGAGUCUACCGUUGUUCUCUCUCCAACGGACCAAGCUUCCAAUGGCGCAAUUCCAACCAUCCCGGUUCCGCGACCAGGAUCGUCAGUUGGCUUCCCUAGCAGCGGAGGCGUGACAACUUGUUAUAGUUACACCGUACUCGGACCCAAUGGGUUGCCUACUGUUGUUGAAUCGACGGUCGUAAUUCCUACUGCAGUCCCGGUGACGACUCCGCCACUUGGAUUACCGACUCAAUUGCCAUCUGGCCAAGGAGCUCCUCAGGGCUUCCCCACGGUUGAUGAGAUCACCUCUACUUUCAGUUACACGUUCACAGGAAUUGAUGGACGCCCCACCGUGCUGGAAACCACUAUCGUUGCAACACCAACCAACCUAGUACCGGGAUUUCCUGGUGGUGUGCCAGGGCCCGUGAUCACCCAAGGGGCAUUUGAUAGCGGUAUUCCAGGAUCUCCUUCAACCACCUGUACCACACUCACUUUUAUCGGACCUGACGGGAUUCCAACAGUAACAGAAUCAACAUGGACGAUUGCUGCUCCAAUCCAAACCACCUCUGCUGUAGGUGGCGCUCCUGGAGCCCCAGGCCCUCUUUCAACUCUUGGCUGGCCUUGGCCAGCAACUGGAGCUUUGCCAUCUGCACUUCCUUCUGGCUUCCCUUCAGGUUUCCCCUCAGGAUACCCCUCAGGAUACCCUUCAGGCUUCCCCACUGGGUUACCAUCAGGCUUCCCCUCCGGUUUCCCCUCAGGAUACCCUUCAGGUUAUCCCUCAGGUUACCCCUCAGGUUUUCCCACUAUUUUGCCAUCAGGUUUUCCCACUGGUUUGCCGUCAGGUUUCCCCUCGGGUUACCCUUCAGGUUUCCCCUCUGGUUUGCCAUCGGGUUAUCCUUCCGGCUUCCCUUCUAUUCCCAACGGCCAAGGAGCUCCUAGCACCACUUGCACUAGUUACACCGUCUUGGGACCUGAUGGGCUCCCUACGGUUGUCGAAACAACUUGGACGGCACCUGCUGGCUUCCCUCAAGCAACAGGCAAUUCUCCCAAUCCUUUCCCAUGGAAUGUGCCUGUUAUCACACCUGGCGCUCCCGGAAACCCUCAACAAACUGGCCCUUUUGGUGUGCAGCCCACUCUUGCUAGCACAACAUACACCCAGCUUGGUGCUGAUGGACGGCCCACGGUCGUUGAGACAACUUGGACGGAGCUUGGCCCUCUUGGUGUGCAGCCUACUCUUGCUAGCACAACAUACACCCAGCUUGGUGCCGAUGGACGGCCCACUGUCGUCGAGACAACCUGGACGGAGCUUGGCCCUAUUGCCACUGGUAUUCCUCAAGGCCCGGGCGGCUCUGGAGCCCCCUUCCCAUGGAAUUUACCUGGUAUCACUCCUGGUGCUCCUGGAUACCCCCAGCAGACUGGACCGUUUGGUACAGGGGCUUCUACCACUUGCACGACAUUCACCCAGUUAGGUGCUGACGGCUUGCCAACUGUUGUCGAUGUGACCUGGACUGUUCCAGCCCCUGCACAAACUACUAUCGGAGCACCUUCUGUUGUCUCAUCAGUUGCUGGCCUUCCCCAGGGCACAUCUCCACCCGAGCCUGAGAUCUCAGCAGUCACAACUUCGUUUACCGUUGUAAACAUUGGUCCGAAUGGUCUACCGACUCCUGUUGUUCAAACUGUUGUACUCACACCUGCUCCUGUUCCCACGGCUACUGGUGCUGGAAUUCCCUUUCCUCUGCCCUCCGGUCCAGUCAUUGAUACAGCGCAAAUCCAAACGCCUAGUUUAAGCGCUUAUGGGCCAGAGCUUUCGGGAUUUCCCACUAUUGGUGUACCCUUCCCACCAAACUUACCCUCUAUCUUCAGCAACGGCCUUCCCCCUCUCAUCACGGGCCCUUUGAGUGGCAUUUUGACUGGCCCAGGUGCAGGAACUCCCACACCUGUUUCCAAUCCUUUCGAUCAGUCAUCGAAUCUUGGAAUUCCAGGAUUCCCACUCACUCCUGGAGCUACCCCUCCGGCAUACGGAAGUGAUCUGAAUGAUGGUGCUGUUCGUCCCGGCCCAUCAGGUCCUUUGCCCACGGAUGCAACUCUUUGGCCCUCUGCAGUUGCCUAUAACACCCCAUCUGCGGCCUCCCCAGCUCUCAGUCUGCCAUGCACAACCUUAAAAACCAGUACUUGGGUUAAUGUUAUCCCGGAGCAGACGACAACGUAUACGCUCAACUAUCCAUUCACAACACUGGCUGCUGUUACUUCUCCAGUUAAACUUAGGGGUUUCAGAAACAUUGUUCGACGACAACUGAGUUCCGCAGGAAUUGAUUCUCAAUGGUCUAAUUCAACCACACCAAUCUCAACGCCGUCUGCAACAUCUCCAGUGUUACAGAGCCCAACACUAUGCUCCUCCGGGGGGAAUAUUGGCAACUAUACUCUUGAUUUUGAUGACAUCGAAGCCGGUCCAUUGUACAAUCCUGCGGGCGACUUCUGGUUCUCCCAGGGAUUUUCCGUCGUCCCCCCUUCUUCCCAGACGGGCGCCUACUCUCCUUCUUCUGGUGGUCAGCUCAUCGAAUUCGUCCCUCCUUCGUCAUUGGGAUCAAUUGGCAGUGGAUCCAGCGAUACAGCCGAGAUUGGUGUUGGCCCCAACUUUGCAAUCCCUUGUUACAAAUUCAACAUUUACGGUCUUAAUCUAGGAUGUGCAGCUCAGAGUAAUGAGCAAUGGUGCGAAUUUGAGAUCGCCGCAUACGCAUAUGAUGAAAAUUCCAGAAGCGAACAAUCCUUGUCAUGGUCGGAGACUAAACGCGUCCCAGCUUGCCCCAACUAUCCAACUGGUGUCUGCAGUUUGACAUCUGUUGAUUUAGAUGGGUAUUCGAACGUCACAUCUGUUUUGAUUAGUCUUCGAGUUGGGUUGGAGUCACGCACCUGGUGGGCUGACGAUCUUCGUGUUGGCUGGACAGACAAUAGCUGCGAAGCUGCCAGCUGUCGCGCUGAUUCUUCAUUUGUUGCCCAAAAGAGAUCUACACAGAACUCUCUUCGUCGCAGACUCUGGGAACUUGCGUCUCCAAAGCACAGGCGUUCUCUUGGCAGAUUCGGUGGGAAUGCUACGCAUUGA